GAGUUGAGGGCACCACUGGCACACCCACUGGCAACCAGACACCCACUGGACGCACCCACGCCCAGCCCACACCCACGCCCCCCCAUGUGCUGCGCUGGAAGCGACGCACCCUUCCAGCGUGGCCGACCCUCUGCAGUGGACUCUGGCCCGAUACGCUCCCCACUAUUACGCCGGCCAAACCGCCGUGGCCAUCCAUGAUCCAUCUUGCUGCGUGCUGAAUUCGACGCUGGCACUGGGGCUGGCACUGGCACUGGCACUGGCACUGGCGACCCCCAUCGUCGUCAAUCCGCUCCAUCAUUGAUCCCCAUCAUUCCUUCUUCAAUCUUUGUCACCCGCCUUCCCCCUCCCUGGAACCAGCCAGGCCACUCGCUGGCUCCCACAGAAGUGACAAGACCCCCAACCGCCUGCCCAGCCCGUCUUUGGAACGGCUCGAACUCGAUUGGCACGACCCCGGGCCCGCCUUGGUCGCUGGCGCCGCUUCCCCCACGCUCUCAAAACAGGCCCAAUCAUCACUCUCUUGGCCGUUGCGCCUGCCCGCCUGCCAUUCUCCUUGUCCCCUCCAUUUCCUUGUUAUCCUCGGCCUCUUGUCCCGUUUCUUCUUUUCUUCCACCUUCCACCCCCCUCCUCCGCAGGCCUUCUGAGCCUGUCACUACGGAGCGAAACGUUGCACCGCGCGCGACCACGGCCGACAGACAGACUUGACAGUACCACGACAGCAGACGGACAGUCGAGAAUAAAAAAAAGAGAAGGGAAGGAAGAGAGAGUUGGGGAGGGAGAGUGAGCGAGAGAAAGUGAGGGAGCGACGACCUUGGUUUCGGAACGCGAUUCCUGAACGAUUGCCCGCAGCCUGCCCUCGCGACGGCUCACACGCUGCGACGCCCACCUCUCUCGACGCCGUCGGUGUCCAAUCUCCCUAAUCGUCCUCUCCCGUCAUUCCGGCCCGCGCUCGGGGUUACCGUAUCGUCGCCCGACCUGACGCAAACAAAAGUAGCCCCUGGGCUCUGCCAAUCGUUACCCUUCCACCCACCGCGCCCGCGCGCCUUGUCUCGAGAUCCUAUUUCUGUAUAGGAAUUCGAAGGACAGACCACGACCCCACGCUCCGCAGGUUCCGCGCCUGCCAACUGAUCUCGCCUGACGCUUGCGCCGGGCACAUCACUACUUGGCAAACAGCUCUCCGGGCGCAUCAGCUACCGAUAUCGCGACCCUCAACCUUCCUACUCGGCGACACGACGGCAGGGCCGCCCCGACUACGGAUAUCUGUGGGUGAGGCAAGGACGGCUUGCCAGAUCACAGCGCUCCCUCUGUGCCGUUGCACGCUGCUGCAUCCCCUCGAUCGCGUCCGCCCACGACGGCCGUAGCAAUCGUCUCGGGCGGCUGCUCUGUCAGACCUCGGCCGAACCCAGAUGUCCCAACAUGAUUGAUCUGAGGAACACCAUAUUCAUAAACGUCCCCACUCACUCGGUCGGGCUCUCGGCCGCUCGCUAAGGGGCUUGCUUGGUUAAACAUUCCGGGCCAUCGCGCAAACCUCGUCGCCGCCGCAGACGCCCCCUCGCCUCUACAUCCGCAACCAUGGCUGCACAGCCGCCCCGACCAGCAGUGAUGGACCACUCGCGCGUUACCGAGUUCGGCUCGGAGAUGUACUUUGCGAAGCUCCAACAGCAGGAGCAGCAAAGAACGGACCAGGCCGCCAGUGGUCCAUCAGUCGCUCUGCCAUCUGUCAUACCACACCACUCAUUCGCUUUGCCAGUGCGAGAAAGGAAGAGGAGAAAUUUCAACAUUACCAGGAUUUUCCAGAAGUCCCCCUCUGAACACCUGCCAACCCCGAGGAGAGAUUCUUGCGGUGAUGGCUCCAGGACGCGAAGUGUUGCCAUUGAUAAACUAUUUCUCGCCUUGCCAACCGAGCUGCAGAUCGAAAUCAUCGUCUCGCUUCCCCUGUCCGAUAUUUUGAACCUCCGACUAGCGUCAAGAGCGUGGCACGCCAUGAUAACCAUGACCGAGGUGCAGAUCGCGCGCUAUCAUCUGGAGCAUAACAUUCCAGCCUAUGCCAAGCGACUUUACCCUCUACCCGAGGGGACAAAACCAACCCUCCACCACGUCUGUGGGCUAUGGCACCGUCUUCACGUUUCCGCCAAGCUGGCAUACUUCAUCUGCGAGCGCGUUACCAAGGAGAUUUUCCUGAGGACUAGCGAGGCUCAAAGAAGAGAGUUUGCCCCCGCCUGGGAGCGUAUGAGGCGGCGUCUGAUCCCGCUCAUCUUCACCAUAUUUCACUUUUUCGAGACCUACCGCGCCCGCCAUCUCGACUAUCUACAGAAGAACAGGGGUAUUGGGAUCCGGCACAUGCCCUACACCCUCAACCCCAUCGAGGUCGAGGUCAUGAACAUGUACGAUGACCGUACAUUACUUCAAGUCCACCAGGUUUUCCCGCUCGUCAUUGCGUCUUUCUGCAGGAGGUUGCGGCCGCCGUCCUACGCCGGCCGUGUCGAGAGGACAGUCAGGGGUUAUCUCAGGGAGAAACCAGCUGACGAGGUCCACGUGGCUGCCCUGAUCUGCGGAGGGAUGCGCCAGGCGGAGAAGUUUUGGGAAAUCAAGGGUUACAAUACGCGCAGGGCAGCGGUGGACACAUGGUACAAGUCCGUCACACAAGAGCCGGUCGAGCCCGGCACGGCCAAGGCCAAGCGCGGCCUCAGGCUGGGCAGGAAAAAGUCCAUGGCGGUCCUGAAGGGGGACAAGGCGCUGGCUUCGAGCGGAGACGCGGCGACGCACGGCGGGCGCGAGUCGGUCGAUUCGGGUUCUGGGCGGCGGAACAGCUUCAUCUUCAACACCAGCCUGGCACUGGGUAUGCCCAUGGGCCCCCUAUCGCACGAGCACGCGGCGCUGCUGCUGCCCGACCUGCCGGCCCUGCAGCAGAUGUGGCUCACGACGGCCGAGGCUCUGAUCCUGAACCGCAAGAUCGUCGAGAGGCCCGCCGACAUCAAGCGCAACGCCACCAUGAUGCUGGACCUCAUCCGCGAGGGCGGCAUGGAGGAGGAGGACGCGUGGUGGUACGGACAAGGCAUCCCCGACUCCAUCAGGCCACCUCCCAGCGCCACCGAGGACGAUCCCAUCGAAUAAGGCCCAAGAGCGCGCGUCUGGCCCCCCUCUCUAAUUCCGCACUCGCCGAUGCGUCCGCAUCACACCAGCAGCUACACACCAUAUACUGCCAUAUCUAUCCCAUAUCCUGUCAUAUCCCCACCAUAAUACACCCCACCAUAACACACCACACCAAACAACCCCACACCCAUGUGCCUCUCAUCGACGACUGUGGCAUCAUCUUUUUGCAUACUUUGUCGCUCUUCUGUUGUUAAUAUUGAUUAUUCGGAAGCAUCGCCGGAGUUUUAUGGCUUUGAAACGGGUGGCGCGCCGGCCACAUGUCAACGGUUGACAGUUAGCGUUCACGACUGCUAUUACUAUUACUAUGCUAUCUCUCUCCUUUGUCCAUUUGUCAUCCCUAUUUUUUUUGUCUGCGUUAUUUUGUUCGCACGCCAUUUUUGUUUCUUCUUCUUGCCGUUCUGCUACGGUUGAAUUCUUAUUUCUUUGGCGCUAUCUGCAUAUCUGGAGAUUCAAAUCGAGAGGAAUCUGCUCCAACCUCUCCGUCCUCUUUCUACCAAAUGCCUUCGAUUCUCAUCAAAUCAACCCAGAAAGGGUCUGCUAUAUAGAAGGGUUAUUCUUCGGUCUCCAUGGUUUUUUUUCCCCACUUGGCCUUGGAAGCAAGCGGUACAGCCAUGGUUGGGUCCAUCGACCAAAUGCCGUUCCUAUUAUUAUUACUUAUUCUCAUCCUGCCCAUUCUUGGCCAGUGCCGGCUCUGUAUAUCAAAAACUCGAGCGACUAUGCCUUUUGCUAAUGUCCUUGAUCUUGCACA
Gaeumannomyces tritici R3-111a-1 is the source of this 3898-nucleotide messenger RNA. RefSeq lists its product as hypothetical. Gene Ontology annotation, molecular function: protein binding. The transcript is spliced from 2 exons. NCBI's taxonomy places the organism in Eukaryota, Fungi, Ascomycota, Sordariomycetes, Magnaporthales, Magnaporthaceae. Bases 1570 to 3111 code for a protein of 513 amino acids. The record is from RefSeq and is a predicted model, not a curated record.